AGGAUGCCACCGCCCGCCUCUGACUACUCAGGUUGGUGAUAUGACUCGCGAUUGCCAGACCGCACCUAUCUAAGUAUCAUUCUAAACACUCUCCGUUUCACGUGGUCGACCAAGCCCACCCGUGAGGGCAGCGGGAGGUGGGGGCGUGUUCUGGUGUCUUUGCUGUUAGAUUAGCAGGAUAUUUCCGACGAGCAGAAUUUGGAGCGGCGUGGGAAGGUAGUAGGAUGAACGCGGGUUGGUGCGUUGUCGGGUUGGUAGUCAGUCUCUCACAGCCCCUCCUCUGUUGACGGUGAAGAUAACAGACAUCGCAUUCGUUCACCGGGAGCAGGAGGGCAGGAGAGAGGAUUGCACUCUCGCACCCAACCUGCUGCUGCUGCCGCCCUCAGCUGCGCGUAUCUUUCCGCCUCUUCGAACAGGGGCUAAUAUGAGGAAGCCUGUUGGUGUGCCCGACCCAGGAAGGCAUCAAGCUCCUGCUGACUCUCUCUAAAUCCUCCAGCUGUCCUGUCAUGCCUUGCUCCCCAUAGACCCCCCGGCUCUCAUAACCACACGCUACAACGCACACACACUCACUGAAGCCCCCCCACCCCCCCCCACCCCACGCAGCCCUCACAACACACACACACACACACACACACAGUAGCCAUGGGUCUGGACACGGCAUCACAUGAACCCCUGCUGAGCGCAGGGUGCAAAAGGCAGCGGUACCUACACAUGCGCAGGAAGUUGAGACCGCUGCGGAUCGCCGGCUUCCUUCUGAGUCUGGCAGCAAUAAGCACAGUCCCUUUCGCUCUGGGUGCCUUCCCGUCGGCCUUCGGCACGCACCCUUCGCUUGCCUCCUCUUCCUCCUCUCUGUUAGGCGGGGCGCAGGUCCUCCUUGUGGACUCGCCGCACAGGACUUUGCUGUCCACUGACCGCUGGCGCUCGGGCGACAACGCCUCGGCGGAGGACUCGCCGGUGGCCAUGCGCUCGUCCGCGGCGGACGGCAACGAGUCGCAGGGCGAGUACCCGCAGGACCUGUUCACACUGGCGGAGCGGCGACAGGGCGCCGUCCUGCUCCACAUGUUCGGCAUGCUCUACAUGUUCAUCGCCCUGGCCAUCGUCUGCGACGAGUUCUUCGUGCCGGCACUCACCGUCAUCACCGAGAAGUUUGGCAUCUCCGACGACGUGGCCGGCGCCACCUUCAUGGCGGCGGGGGGCUCUGCCCCCGAGCUCUUCACCUCCGUCAUCGGCGUGUUCAUCUCCCACAGCAACGUGGGCAUCGGCACCAUCGUGGGAUCGGCCGUCUUCAACAUUCUCUUUGUCAUCGGGAUGUGCGCGCUCUUCUCCAGGGAGAUCCUCAACCUCACCUGGUGGCCGCUCUUCCGCGACGUCUCCUUCUACAUCUUGGACCUUAUCAUGCUCAUCGUCUUCUUCCUGGAUAACUACAUCACCUACGCGGAGAGCCUCGGGCUGCUGUCGGCCUAUGCUUCGUACGUGAUCUUCAUGAAGUUCAACUCCAACAUGGAGUCGUUUGUCAAAUCCUGCCUGAACCGGAAUCAGGUUGUGGAAGUGGAGGCUCCACCAAAGCAAAGCCCUGUGAGUGCAGAGGAUGAGAGCAAGCUAUCGGCAAGACCUCGGCUCCAGAGAGGAGGAAGUUCCGCCUCCCUGCACAACAGUCUCAUGAGGAACAGCAUCUUCCAGCUUAUGAUACACACUCUGGACCCUCUCAGUGAAGAAUUUGCUGACUCUGAACUUGGGACUUAUGGCAAGCUAAAAUACUAUCACUCAAUGACUGAGGAAGGGAAGUUCCGAGAGAAGGCUUCCAUCCUUCACAAGAUUGCCAAAAAGAAAUGCCAAGUAGAGGAUGCCAAUGGAGUUUUGGAUAAGAAUCUGCCCAACAGCUCCAGUGUUGAGGUGGAGGUCACCCCCCCAAUGAACGGCACGGCUGGACAGGAUGGAGACGCGGGUGAGGAUGAGGAAGAGGAUGAUCAGCCCCUGAGCUUAGCGUGGCCCGAGACUAACCGCAAGCGUGCAGCGUACCUGUUCAUCAUCCCCAUCGUAUUUGUGCUCUGGAUGACACUACCUGAUGUCAGAAAACAGAGCUCUAAAAAAUUCUUCCCGAUCACGUUUAUUGGAUCAAUCUGCUGGAUCGCAGCCUUCUCCUAUCUCAUGGUGUGGUGGGCACACCAGGUGGGCGAGACGAUUGGGAUUACAGAAGAAAUCAUGGGGUUGACCAUCCUUGCUGCCGGGACCUCCAUCCCCGAUCUCAUCACCAGCGUCAUCGUGGCGCGAAAGGGACUGGGGGACAUGGCUGUGUCCAGCUCCGUGGGGUCAAACAUCUUCGACAUUACCGUGGGGUUACCGUUCCCGUGGUUGAUGUACUCGUUCAUCCACGACAUGGCUCCGGUGAAGGUGAGCAGCAACGGGCUCUUCUGUGCCAUCGUGCUGCUCUUCAUCAUGCUCCUCUUCGUCAUCAUCUCCAUCGCCGCCUGCAAGUGGAAGAUGAGCAAGCUGCUCGGCUUCAUCAUGUUCCUGCUCUACAUCGUCUUCCUGGUGGUCAGCGUUAUGCUCGAGGACAAGAUCAUCUCCUGCCCGGUGACCGUCUGAGUGGGGGAGUCGCACACACACACACAGACACUUAUACAUACACAGACACACACACACACACACACACACACCUCACCUCCACUCGGAUUGUAAGACAACACACACACACACACACACACCUCUUCCAAUCAUAUUGUAAGGCAACAAACACCCAUACAUAAAAGCACACACACACACACACACACACACACACACACACACACACACACACACACACACACACACACACACACAAACAUGCAUGCACACCACGCCUCCAUUCAUAAUGUAAGACAAUAGACAUGUACACACACAUCGACCCCUGAAGUGAAGGCCUCACCUCCCCAUCUCCUGACUCCUAACAGAGCUCCCUUCUUGAGCAAGAGAAAAGCCCUUUUGGAGGGGAAGUGCACUUGGAAGGGGAAGGGUGUUUGUUUGUUUGUUUUGUAUUUUUUUUGACUGGAAGGGGAUUUAAAAAUGUUUGGUUUCCACAACAUUAUUUAUUUAUUUGUGUGUGUGUUUAUUUAUUUAUUUAUUUAUUUAUUUAUUGACUUAAAUGUUUUUAUAUAUAUAUUUUAUAAUUUCUGAAAGAUGGUACAGGGCAGGGCAUGAUUGGCCUGACCUCAGAACAAAGGUCACAGAUGCUUUAGGGGAGAUUGGGGAUUGCAAAAACAGAUGGGGAAGAAGGAGGUGUUUUGUGAGAAUGUUCUGUGUGUGUGUGUGUGUGUGUGUGUGCAUCUGUCUGUGUGUCAGUGUGUGUGUGUGUGCAUCUGUCUGUGUGUCAGUGUGUGUGUGUGUGUGUGUGUGCGUCUGUCUAUGUGUCAGUGUGUGUGUGUGCGUCUGUCUAUGUGUCAGUAUGAGUGUGUGUGUGUGUGUGUGUGUGUGUGUGUGUGUGUGUGUGUGUGUGUGUGUGUGUGUGUGAAUGGAGAUGAUAUGAAGAAAAACAUACAGAGAGAAGCAGUUGUUUAUUUAUUUGUUAGCCCCCCUUCAUCCGUACACGAGAUGCCAUGACUAAGUCCUGAUAUGAGCAAAAGAUUUCUGGAAAAUUCCCUCUUUCUCCUCACGGCAAUGAUCUCACUUGUGCAGACCUGGCAGUGUGGCCAACCCCCUCAGGCCAGGCUGUGGUCAAGUAGAGCCAGCAAGCCGCCAUCUUGACCCUCGGAGGAAUCUCCUGGCCACAAGCAUCCUAUGUCCUCCAUUCUGCUCCUGCUCCAACUGGAUUCUUUUUUCUUCUUUUUUUUUUGUCUGAAUACAGAACAAUUUUUUUGACCAGCCCUUUGACCAGCAGUGGCCAACUGGGUUCUUGUUUGUUGUUGUUGUUGUUGUUAUCGUUGCCCCGCUGCAGUAAGAGAGAUUUAAUAGUCCUGUCCUCCGGAAUUGUGGACCUGGCAAUAGUGGUGUGUGUUGACUCACAAGGCCCAUGACUUGGUGUCACACCGUUCGCAAGGUACUCUGUGCACGACGAUGGAAACGAAGGCCUCGGUCCUCGUCUGCUGCGCAGCCGCGCCACGAGUACAUCCCUUUAACCGAAGGACGUGAGGAUCCCUGAAAGGGUGAAACGGACCAGCCUUUGGCAAAAAUCAUCGCUGUGUUUGUGUGAAACCUGUCCCGCAACCAACCCUCCAUGUUACCCAUCCUUGACAUUUCAUUGCCAUCGCAAUGUCAGUGUCAGUGACAUUUUUCUGUCUAUAACCCCAGCCUGCGUACCUUUUUUAUUUUUAUUUUUUAUUGUACGUUACUCUCAUAGGUGAUAGCCUAAUUGUAGACGUUUCAGUGUAAUUGCUGUAGUUGGUAGAUGAUGAUACAAUCAACUGCACACUAACUGCCAUAACAUAUUCCUAUGCUUAAUAACUGCACACCUUGUGGUGAGGAUCGAUGCAUCAAUCUCAGACUAACUCCACGUGAUUGAGAAAAAAAAGAAUAAAAGAAUCUUCGUGUAGUCUCGGGGAGAGAAAAAAAGAUAUAAUUACUAACCCGCGAUAUUAUUCAGUGUUGAUGAUCAAAAAAAAAGGUCAAGCAUGUGUAGACACUAAUAGGGUAGACACAACAAUAGAUAGGUCCGUGUCCAAAAUAAAGUAAUGCGCUUGUAGUUCAA
Molecule: messenger RNA, 4660 nt
Organism: Alosa sapidissima (American shad)
Lineage: Eukaryota; Metazoa; Chordata; Actinopteri; Clupeiformes; Clupeidae
Product: sodium/potassium/calcium exchanger 2-like
Exons: 12
Coding region: 643-2586 (647 amino acids)
Biological process (GO): intracellular calcium ion homeostasis; long-term synaptic depression; calcium ion transmembrane transport
Cellular component (GO): membrane
Molecular function (GO): calcium channel activity; calcium, potassium:sodium antiporter activity
Source: RefSeq, a predicted model, not a curated record